AACGUUCUCCUUUCUUCUCUGUUGAGUUCUCACAUAUUCUCCGUCUUCCGACUAUCUUCUCCGGUGAGAGCAUUGCGAGAUCAGUACCCAGGGRGAACCGAAGUGUGCAUUCCAAAGAGGGAACCAAAGCUGCAGGUUUCAGUGGAUCAAUAUUAUCUACUAGCUAUUGAUUCUGGCCAUACAUAAUGCCUAGGUAUUAUUGUGAUUAUUGCGACACAUACUUAACUCAUGAUUCUCCUUCUGUUAGAAAUCAGCACAGUGCAGGCUACAAACACAAGGCAAAUGUGCGUUCCUAUUAUCAGCAAUUUGAGGAGCAACAAACACAAAGUCUGAUUGACCAGAGGAUCAAGGAGCAUCUUGGGCAGACUGCUGCAUUCCAGCAAGUUGGUGCAGCAUACAAUCAACAUCUUGCUUCUUUCCAAGCAAAUCCUCAAAGACCCCGUCUUCCUAUUCUGCCAACACCUAUUUUGCCAACUGGAGCUCCACAGGUACCUGGGACAUCAUCUUUGGUUCCAGGAAUCAGGCCCCCUGUUUUACCUAGACCUGUUGCUGGUGCUCCAGGUUAUGCAGCUGCUCCAUCUAUGCCAUCAGUAUUUGGCCCAUCUGGUACACCUUUGCCUAUGCAAGUUAAUGGAUUGCCAAGGCCUCCGACAAUUAAUUCUCCAACAACUGUUCCUGGGGGCACAGCAGCUCCAACUUCUAAUGGUGCACCUUCUAUGGUUACACCAGUGAUGUAUCAAGCAAACCCAACCACUGCAACAAGUGGAGGUUUUGAUAGCUUUAAUACCACUGCUGCUUCAGGUCUACUAAGGCCAAGUCCAAGUGGAAAUUCUGCUCCUUCCUCUACUGCUUCACAAGAUGGUUUUACUUACGCUCAAAAUGCCGAGGCCAGUAAUUAGUAUGGUCAAUGGAUAUAUCUUUUAAAUCCCCAUCCCCCUCCAUCUACUACCUCCACUUUUUAGGUAGAUGUUCAUGUUUUUCAAUGUUUUGGUUGUACAUUUAGAGGGAUUGGAAAACAAGUGUUACAUUACUUCGAGAAAUAAUAUAAAACACAAAAGAUUUCUCAUAA
Nelumbo nucifera (sacred lotus) is the source of this 1069-nucleotide messenger RNA. RefSeq names its product U1 small nuclear ribonucleoprotein C-like. Gene Ontology annotation, biological process: spliceosomal snRNP assembly; mRNA splicing, via spliceosome; mRNA 5'-splice site recognition. Gene Ontology annotation, molecular function: pre-mRNA 5'-splice site binding; zinc ion binding. The record is from RefSeq and is a predicted model, not a curated record. Gene Ontology annotation, cellular component: nucleus; U1 snRNP. NCBI's taxonomy places the organism in Eukaryota, Viridiplantae, Streptophyta, Magnoliopsida, Proteales, Nelumbonaceae.